This is a messenger RNA of Lachancea sp. 'fantastica', 474 nucleotides long. The record is from the annotation of a GenBank genome assembly. NCBI's taxonomy places the organism in Eukaryota, Fungi, Ascomycota, Saccharomycetes, Saccharomycetales, Saccharomycetaceae.
AUGGCCAUUCUGCCGCCUGGAUACUCAAUUCGAAGAACCGAGUCCCGGGACUACGAGGAAGUGGUCGAAACGCUCAAAGUUCUGACGGUUGUAGGCGAUGUCACUCGAGCCAAUUUUGACGAGACACUAGCGGUCUGGGACAGCACUACGGUGAAAUCCGGUGAUAGAGAGAUUCGCGCUUACAAUCCACAUGUAAUUGUGAAUGCAGACGACAGAGUGGUUGCAACAGGUACGGUUUUGAUCGAGCGGAAGAUCAUCCGCAAUUGCGGGCUGGUGGGCCAUGUGGAGGACAUCGCAGUGGCAAAAGACCAGCAAGGAAAACAACUGGGACUCUUGCUAAUCCAGCACUUGACAAAACUCGCGCACGAAGCGGGAUGCUACAAAGUGAUUCUCGAUUGUGACGAGAAAAACGUAGGGUUUUACGAAAAGUGUGGAUAUCGCAGAUGCGGGGUGGAAAUGGACCAUCGGCUGUGA